This is a messenger RNA of Opisthorchis viverrini, 3574 nucleotides long. RefSeq lists its product as hypothetical. The record is from RefSeq and is a predicted model, not a curated record. The coding region runs from base 40 to 3495 and encodes 1151 amino acids. The transcript has 13 exons. Gene Ontology annotation, molecular function: oxidoreductase activity. NCBI's taxonomy places the organism in Eukaryota, Metazoa, Platyhelminthes, Trematoda, Opisthorchiida, Opisthorchiidae.
CUGUUUCUCAAGGUCGUUGGCGCGUUCUUCGUCUGUGGUAUGCCGCGAGCCCGUGGAACGAGGCGUGGUCGCAGACGGUGCUACCUGCAAGAAAAACGGAGGAGCGAUGAACAGAACGUCAGUGAUGAAGAUGCCGUGCCGUCUCAGAAUGAUGAGACCUCCACUGAAAUCGACGACCAGUUAGUGGAUGUGAAGCCAAAAGAAAUUCCAGGCAACCAUGAAGUUCCCAUGGACGAGGAUGCCGAGGGCGCUGAAGACGAGGAAGAGGAUUUUGACGACGAGUUGAACACUCCGACAUGUGGUCGUCGCCUUACAGAGGGUGAAAUAGACGUGGAUGAUGCUGACAGUGUGAGUGUGGAGGAUGAGCCAGUCGAAGAGGAGGAAGAGACCGACGAAACUCUAACUCCGCCGGAGAAAGCGGCACGAAUUUGCCGACUUUCACCAAAGGAAGCAGUUGGCGAGGAGCUCGGAAUGUUUGUUUUCCUAGUGACGGCUACUCGCCCGUUGCGUGAGGCUUACGUAUGCGUACGAAAUUUUGCUUGUCUUUUGUGGUCAGAGGACCCGACGAUUCAAGUCACAGUCGGCAGACUAUCCGAUUUUGUGGCUAGUAACCUCUCAGAAGAGAAUACUCGGCUAAUGUUAGACGCUGGUCUUACCGUCCCACUGCCCAAUGGUCCGCAUCAACCGCCAGGUUCAACGUCCUCAGCAUCCUCGGUCUCCGAUGAUGCGGGUCGAAUUCGGACGAAUAAGGAUGGUACAUCUCGCACCACUUCGCGCCCAUCGGCCCUCCCAUCCAGUUGGUCACCAUGGGGUAGCCCUUCUGCCAAAGCAAACCUUGAAAAAAUGUGCUAUUAUGCUAUUCUGUUCCUGGAACGCUAUGGCUACAUUAAUUUCGGGAUGUUCAAGAUUCUCGCACCACCGCUCACACAUGUCAACCUGUCUCGUCAGACAUGCUCGGUUGACCUGAUCACAGAAUCCACAGCCACCCUUAGACGUACUCCGUCCGAGCGCUCUUUGGUAAGCACACGUCGUUCCGGCAGCACCAGUUCCCUUUCCAAUCCAACCCAGUCACUACAUGUGAUUGUUAUUGGUGCCGGUAUUUCUGGCCUCAUGGCCGCUCGUCAGCUGACCUACUUCGGCGUGAAGGUCACAAUUUUGGAAUCUCGUGAUCGUGUUGGUGGCCGCAUUUGGACAUUCAGACGAGGAGACUCGUAUAGUGAACUGGGCGCUAUGGUAGUCACCGGGUUGUCUGCUAAUCCAGUUUCUAUUCUGGUCAAACAAAUCCCCCUCACAUUGGUCCCCAUCAAUGUGGACUGUUCCCUGUACGAUCCACGAGGAAUGUUGGUCCCACGUGACGUGGACGAGAAAGUUGAAAAGGAGUUUAACAAACUUUUGGGCACCGCGGCUUUCCUAUGCCACACAAAGUCCAUGGACUCGAUCACCACUGAGACCGGAGAGGAAAAGCUACUGUCCCUGGGCGAGGCGUUGGAAAUGCUUAUUCGGUAUCAAGAAAAGCAUAAACUUCAGCUAAAAAUCACCCAUCGCAAACUAAUCGUGAAACUUUUGGAACGAAAGAACGAAUUAUUGGAUCAGAUUGCUGUUGAGCGACAGAACAUCGAGGAUGCUUAUGUGCGUUGGCAAACUGCCACAGCACGCGCCAAUUCGUGCCUGAUAGUUACUCCCCGAGUGAACACUGUUCCGUUGGGUAACUCGGCUGACGCAAAUACCAGUUCGCAACGAGAUGCAGAUGAUGGGGUUCUGAAGGAAACAUCUAUUCUGCGUACUGCAAGACCGCCAUCAAGGGGUGGUGGAGGCACUGCUGAAGAUAUCAAGCCCGACGUGGACAUGCUAGAAGUGGAGAAUCAGAAAUGUGGACCAGCCCAGGAAGAUAUCAACCCGCCACCUCGUGCCUCACUUCCGGUGUACAAUGUGAGCGCCCAGUUUGAGGUUCGGCGCCUUCUCAGUGAGCUUCACGAAGCGUGGAAGAAGUUUGAACCUCUUCAAGCUGCACUAACGCGCGUCAAUCGACAGUUGGAAAUUCUACUCCAGUCCCCACCUAAGGAAAUUUAUCUGACCGAUGAGGAGCGUCGCACUUUGAAUUGGCACUUUGCUAAUCUAGAGUUCGCGAACGCCACCCUGUUGAACAACCUGUCACUCCGUCACUGGGAUCAAGAUGACGCAUUCGAGUUGAAUGGCGAGCAUUGUGUGGUCCGUGAUGGAUAUUCGAGCAUGACAGAUGCUCUGGCCUCAGCCAUAACCAGUUCUCAAACCGGACCUGGCCCGGUUCCAUCCACCAUCACUCCGAAUUCAAAGCAACGUGAAGCACCGUGUCCCUACACUCUGGGACCAGGUCAUAUUGAGCUCAAGAGUUCAGUUAAACGGAUAAUAUAUACGGAGAAAGGUGUCCGGGUAGAUACCCUAAAUGCGGCCUUCAGUCAAGACGAUCUGAUUGAGAACGAAGCGGACGCGGUCGUGUGCACCCUUCCACUCGGCGUUCUCAAAGAAUCCGUACAACUGACCACGGAACACCGCACUGGCCCGAAAACCACUUCCAUCAGGGGUGAUAGUGGUGGCCACCAUCAACAGCUGGACCUGACCAAAUUGAGGGCUCCGCUGUUCGACCCCCCGCUGCCUGAUUGGAAAGCUGAUGCGAUUCAACGAUUGGGCUUUGGAGUUUUGAACAAAGUUGUUCUGGUGUUUGAAAAGUGCUUCUGGGAUCGAUCGCAGAAUUUGUUCGGGCACGUGAAUUCCACAAAAGAGUCACGUGGAGAAUUAUUCCUCUUCUGGUCCAUCACUGAUCGGCCCGUGUUGAUCGCUUUGGUUGCUGGCCAAGCUGCGUUAGACUUGGAAAAUAGCCGGCCCAGCCCUCAACGUGUCUCCCCUGGAUCUCGCCUUUCCACCAGUCAAGUCGUUGGUGGCGUGGCCGGAUCUAAGAGCACUACUGGCUCCUCUCCAGUCAGCGUCAUACAUGGUCUGCAAGAGCCUAUUGUUGCUAGGGCGAUGCACAUCCUUCGGGGAAUCUUUGGGUCCCAGGAUUCAUCGUACACCGCUUCUCUCGGUUCAUCUCAAGUGGAUCGCAAGAGAGUUGUGCCCAAUCCCAUCGACGCAAUUGUCACGCGUUGGUAUUCCGAUCCUGACUCACGUGGUUCCUAUUCCUACGUCGGUGUUGGAUCCACCGGUUUGGAUUACGACCUUCUUGGCAACCCCGUUAGUGGAAACAUCCUAUCGGGAGGACCGCAGGAAGCUGAGAAAUCAUCCGAACGUGUUUCUCCGUCAAAGAAACCGCCCACAGUGUCUCCUAGUCCCACUCCUCGGGUUUUCUUCGCCGGUGAACACACGUGUCGCUUCUAUCCAGCCACUGUCCACGGCGCCUUACUAAGUGGACUUCGCGAGGCAGCCCGUGUAGCAAACACCUUUUUCCCUGGUCCUGUCCCUGUUUCACAACAUGGCUUCACCCUCAGUUGUCCUGCUUCUCAAAUCAACACUGGUACUUGACUUGGACCCCCCACCCUCGUCCACCCAUCCCUCUUCUUCUUAGUAUAUAUUGCCAUGAAUGUACAAUAACAGAAAAUCC